Notothenia coriiceps (black rockcod) is the source of this 377-nucleotide messenger RNA. It is a transcript of the gene pdia5, whose product is annotated as protein disulfide isomerase family A, member 5. The coding region runs from base 90 to 377 and encodes 95 amino acids. The record is from RefSeq and is a predicted model, not a curated record. Lineage: Eukaryota; Metazoa; Chordata; Actinopteri; Perciformes; Nototheniidae. The transcript has 3 exons.
AACUACAUUUCCCAUGAAGCCUUGCGCCGUGCCCAAGAAUCCGUGGAAAAAACGAAUGCGCCUGCGUAUCCAGACGUGGCAACGGCAUCAUGGCCUCUUGGAACCAGCGCCACGGGAGUCGGAUGAGAGAGGAGAAAAUGUUCAUGUUGGUGCUGCUGGUGUGGCUGCUGCCGGUGCUCGAGGCGCUGAAGGUGUCUCCUCUCAUAGAGAAGGUCAGCGACCAUAAAGACUUCAAGAAGCUCCUGAGGACGAGAACCAACGUCCUGGUGGCGUACACCAAGACAGCUACAUCAGGGGACUCUCACCUGAAACUGCUAUCCGACGUGGCCCAGACAGUGAAGGGCCAGGGGACGAUCGCCUGGGUCAACUGUGGGUAA